This is a messenger RNA of Ambispora gerdemannii, 987 nucleotides long. The record is from the annotation of a GenBank genome assembly. Lineage: Eukaryota; Fungi; Glomeromycota; Glomeromycetes; Archaeosporales; Ambisporaceae.
AUGGCCAGCGAGACUUCGCCCGCUCCCUCAGAACAUCUUACAGAAGCCCAAUUCGAAACCACAGAUUCGCUAGAGGAGUUGACUGAAAUCGAAAAUGCGGAUUCACGAGAGCGGUUGACCGAAGCUGAGAUAAUAGCCUCUACUUAUUUAUAUCGCAAUGAAUCAAUUAAAAUCCUCGCACUAAAUAUACUAAAACAAUCCGACGAAAUCAAGUUCAAUGAUAUCACAAUUCCUGAACAGAAACCCUGUAUACGCUGUAAAGGCAAAAUUCUUUCGACACCCCCUACACCGAUUACUAUUUUAACCUGCGGGCAUGUGGUCCAUCGAACAUGUGUUGAGAAAUUUCUUGUAAAUAAACCAGACCCAAUUUGCCCUGAUUGCGGUAAUUUUUUUACUGGCUCAGAACCGCAAUUUUUACUUCAAGCAAACGAGAUUAAUAUGGCUAAAAUGGAAGUCAGGCCCAGCAAAAAACCUCGUGAAGAUGAGAAAGAAGAGAAAGAAUCCGGUGUUCUGAAAAGACUCAUCAAAGAAUUGUCCGCCGAUAUUUCCGAAAUUUCUGAAGAGGGGAGUAAUGAAAAAUCCAGUGGUGAAUCCCAGCCUCAUAAUUUUUUAUAUUUCUUUAGUAUGAUCACCCAUGCUGAAUCGAAAAAUGAUACUACGAAUCGAGAAGUAAUUAGUCGGUAUUUUGACUUUGGCAAAGCUUUAAAAGAACGACAUAAAGAACUUAAAAAAACUCAUAAUAGUAGUGCGUCUAGAGCUCUUCUCAAUCUCGAGCUACGUACUCAGAUUCCUAACAAAAUUACAAAGGAGGCUCUUCGUAAAAGAACUGAAAAGGCCAGAAAACUUUAUAAGCUUUUUGAUGCGGUUGGUAAAGAAAAAAUAAGUCAGGUUAAAACUUUUACAGCAUCAAUCUUUAGAUUAAGUUCGGACGAUAUUGAUAUGCCGGUUACUGCGCCACUUACUGCGUCUGUAUAUCGUAUACUGUAA